Tribolium madens (black flour beetle) is the source of this 7777-nucleotide messenger RNA. Its product is annotated as serine/threonine-protein kinase ATR-like. NCBI's taxonomy places the organism in Eukaryota, Metazoa, Arthropoda, Insecta, Coleoptera, Tenebrionidae. The record is from RefSeq and is a predicted model, not a curated record. The transcript is spliced from 8 exons. Gene Ontology annotation, biological process: protein phosphorylation; DNA damage checkpoint signaling; telomere maintenance. Gene Ontology annotation, molecular function: protein binding; protein serine/threonine kinase activity. Gene Ontology annotation, cellular component: nucleus. Bases 215 to 7720 code for a protein of 2501 amino acids.
ACUUCAGACAUUAUUAUUAAGGUUUUUUCUUUCGGUAAAUCAGUACUGAACCAUUUUUUUGAUCGAACUAAAUAAAUCACUGUUGCUAACUUCACUCCAUACAUUUGUGUUUUGUGCGCCAAAAGUCAAAAAAUGUGUCUUGUUUUUGUUACUUAAACUGUGUUUUGUGUGUUUAAUUUAAUUUGGUGGUUAUUUAAGUGUUAGAUGUUAAGUCAUGUCAGUCCCCGACGAAAUCCCGGCUUUUUCCAUUUGGGAGACCUUCAACGAGACAAUUCCGGCCUUGAUGGCCAUGAAGUCGUCGGAGAAGAGUGCCGAACAUUUGGCCAAGAUAAUCAAAUCUGGGGACUUCACAAACAUUUUUGUCUACAGUAGAGACCCUUUGAGCAGUUUUGAGGACUACCAAAGGGUCGCCGGCAAGUACAAAUCCUUCACCACGUGGUUCCUCGGCCGGUUUUUCUAUCUAUUGAGUUGCGAGACGUUGUGCAAAAGUCACAACGUCUACGUUGACAUCCAAUUAUGUGUCUUGGAGCAACUCUCAAACACUCAAUUGAGUGUUUACGACGAGUUAGCGAAAAACUAUUGUCAAACUUUGAGUAAUUUGAGUGACUUCGUCAAGUUUGGAGAAAGUACUUUAACUGUCAAUGUUUUCAUUCCUGAGAAAUACGCAGAUUUGGGCGAAAAAUUGAAUCUCGAACCGAUUUCAAUCGAAAUUACGUUGAGAAACUUCCAGGAUUUUUUCCUCAAUUUACUCAAGAUUAUUACAUUUAUUUUGGCACAAAGCUUCGAUUUUGAGCGCUUCACAAGUGCCACUUACCGGAAUUUAGACGACUUGUUACUCCUCCUGUCCGAAUGUUCAAUAACUGUGAAACUCGAAAUUGUGAAAACUUAUCUCCAAUUGGCCAAAAAAUUCGACAAAAACAACAACUUGAUUCAGUUUAAAAUGGAUUUAUUCGGGCGAUACUUCGAACAGUUGAUUUACGAAAUUUAUAAUCGCAAAAUUGCGACAAGUUCGAGGGAAUUCGAGUCGUUUGAGGCUCUAGUUUUUGAGUUUUUCGAACAGAAUUCCGAGAGGGGAAUUUUCGAGAAAUUGAGCGAAUUUCUCCUCACCAAAACCGGCGAAAUUGUGCCCUCAGAGCCACUUUUGAAGUUUUGUAAACAAAAGAGACGAAAACCCUUAUUUAGAGAAUCAAAUUAUGAAAGUUUUGUCAAAUUGGCACUGAAAGAUUUCAAUACGUCGGUAUUUUGUGGUUUUAGGACGUUUCUUUUGUCCGAUAUUAGAAAUAUAAGAGAGGAGGGCUCCAAAAUCAAGUGUGCCGAUUCCAAAAUUUGGAAUUUUUUUCAUGGCCAAUUUUUGCAACAAAUUGAUGCCACUGACUGUGGUCACGAGUGUAAAAUCCCUCAAUUUUUGGAAUUUCUGACCCAUUUGGCAACAUUGCUUACAGAAAUCACAAUAGAAAUGCAAACGAAAUUGGAAUUUUUUGAGGAGGAGAAAACUCUCUUUGUUAAAAUCCUCGCACUCCUCAAUCGUCAUUUCGUCACGUGUGAUAAAAACGUGUCAUUUUCCUCAAUUUUUGACUGUUUUUUGAGUCUUGUUUUCGUUACGUGUCCCUCAAACUCUGUUUUUUUCUUCGAUGUGUUUUCGUUUAUUUUCACACAGAAUCAACUCAGCUGUGCACACUUUCAAGGCACGAGUGAUUUUCCCCAUUACAAGAAGGAAUUGACUGAAUUUUGCAAAUUUCUCACUUGUAACACCACAAAACAAGUUGCUUUUAAAUAUUUGAACGAAUUUUUGGCUCGAAUUUCGAAUAAAAUCACUCAAAUGUUUGAAAUUGAGUCGAGUUUUAUGCAAAUUUCCAGACAAGUCAACACAGUGGGGGUUUUGAGGAAUUUGGGGAAUAUUUUGACGGUUUUCCAAAACCCAGAUCGGGUGAUUUCGGAGAUCCUCAUCCCGGCGAUUUCCUCAAAUGAUGAGGAAAUUUUGAGGGAGGUGACUGAAGCCUUACCAGACAUUAUUUGUAUUUCCUCGAGUGGUUUUGUCAAAACGACACGAAUUGAGGAUUGUCGGUUAAAAAUCUCGAUUUUUUGUGAGAAAUGUCACCCUCAAAAAACAAGUGAGUGUCACUUUGCGAGAAUUCAAAUCGAUUUGACGAGUUUACAAAGCGCCAUCUUGAAAAACAUCCUCAAAUUUCUCAACUUUGACAACCGGGAACUCAAAUUGAAAGCUUUGGAGGUAUUGCCGUUUUGCUCUAAUCACAUCCUCAAAUUUCAUUCUGGCAACGUCGCUAAAAUUUGGGUUGAAAAAAUGGGCGAUUCUGAUGAAACAAUCAGAAAAAUGUUUGCACAAGUCGUCCCAAAAAUCGUUAAAUCCAACCAAGAAAAUCCAGUUUUGAGUGACACAAUCAAGGAUGAAACAAUUGAAAUUCUCUGCAAUUGUUUAUUGAGGCUUGCUAAGAAGAGUAUUCAAACUUCUGAUUUUAAAUUACAAGAGACACUCUUAUUUACAAUUGAAAAAAUUUGUGAGGUUAAAUGUGAGAAAACUGUUUUACCGACAAUUCGAAUUUUGGUGUAUUUCAUUAUGAUACCAACAUCGAAAUAUUCACUAAUCGCCGUGAAUAAAUUUUUCAUGUUGGCUGAGAUUCAUAACACCACACCCAGCCAACUAUACAAAAAAUACAAGCGUGACAUGUGCGAAAUCAUCACACAUUUGUGUAUUGUAAACCAGACUUUGAUCAAUUAUCCACUCGCUACGUCGCUGUGUAAAAUCUCAGUGACUUUAGAGUUUUACAGUUUGAAGGAUUUUAUCACUAGAGAGUGUCAACACUUGUUACCAUUUUUCGUCUCUAAAGUGAUUAAGAGUCCCGUUGUGGGGAAACUAAUCGAACAGAUGGCGCUACUAGUCAACGUCGGUUUACCCGAAUUGUUAGCGAGCAUUUACGGAAACAUCUUCCUCCACAUUUUCCUCAACGAAACAAAAGACGAUUUUAAACAAUCGACACUCUACUUGGAGAAAAUAACAGGGUUGCCAUCUGCAACGUUGCGAAAACGCAACCUUUGGGUGAUCCUCAACGAGCUUUUACUCAAUUUUCACGAAAAACGCGAGAAGGUGUUACUCGCGUUGCGUUUUCUAGCCAAUGAGGACGCCGAAACGCGAACAGAUGACGUUCGCGAGUACCUCCAAGCGCGCCUAUUGGGCCUUUUGCAACACUUUGAUUUCAAACUCAUGGCGAAAAACACCAAUCGCAAAGAGGCGAUUUUACUCAGCUUGGCUGAUUUUUUGACGUUUAUGGGGCCGAGUCACGUGACACCGCUUCGUUUCAAGGUCAUCGCCAUGUUGCGCACGCCCGAUUGUGGGGAUUUCCCCGAUUUGAAUUGUGACGUUUGGGAGGCGUUCAUUCGCAGUUGCGAAGUGGGGACUUUAGCCACGCAAUUGGCCACGAUUUUCGUUUCAUUGCUGCCUUUGAUCGACUCAAAUCCGAGGAAAAUCAACGAUAUUUUCAAAUUUCUUGUGGUUGAAAAUGAAAUGCAAGCAAAGGAUUCGAUUAAGGAUUUGUUUUUUGUCGAUGAUCCGAAAGUUGACGCUUUGGUGUUACAAACAAUACGAAAAUAUGUGCGAAAAUUCGAUGAUUGUGAUUUGAAGGAGAAAAUGCGUAUUUUUUUGAAAUAUUUAACACACGAGACGGUUGAAGUGCGUGUGAGGAGUUUGAAACAGUUGAAGGGUUUGAUGGAGAAGAAUCGCGAGGAGUUGGAUCAGAUGAUUUUGGGGUAUAAUGGAAUUGAUCCGAUUAUUGUUGAAUUGAUUGAGGUUUUAACGUUGGGGUGUCGGGAGAAGGACCCCAUGCUUAAGUUGGCGUGUGGGGAGGUUAUUGGAGAAUUGGGGGCUGUCGAACCCUCACAUCUACCCCGAAAAUAUGCACAGAAUAGUCGUUUCUUCACGUUUUUUAUGGACGAUGAUGGGUUUAUUACUAAUGCACUGAAUGAGCUCACGAGGGCGCUGCAAGGCGAGAAAAAUACAGUUAAUUUGGACCGCUUCGCGGUCGCAAUUCAGGAAAUUCUGAAAAAUUACGAAAUUUCAUCGGACGCGUCUAGUGCUCGGAACGAUUUAUGGAAACAAUUCCCCGAGAGUCAGCAGGAAUUGAUGUUGCCUUUGUUGACUUCGCGCUAUAUUGUGUCACAAAUGCAGGAAAUUGACUUUCCGAGUCCGAUUUAUGGCAGUGUGGAGGGUUCCUCGUCUCAAACGUGGCUUUACAAUUGGACCCGAAGUCUGAUUAUGACCUUGCCUCAAGCCAACCAAACUGUUUUAAUCCCGUGUUUGCCGGCAAUGAAACAAGACACUCGAAUUCUGAUGGUUUUUCUACCCCAAAUUCUCCUCCAUUCAAUCAUUUGCGAUUCGGAACAAAAUCGCGAAAAAGCCUACACCGAAAUCAAAGCUGUGAUUGGAACAAGAAAAAACGACCAAAUACUCCUUAGGUCAUUACCCUAUUUCGGCCCAAUCCUCGAAAUAACCGAAACCGAAAAAGCCAAAAAGACACAAUGUACGAAAAUUGUUUUCGUCAUUUUGGAUUUUCUGGAUCGAUGGACACGAGAAUGGCAAUGGAGUCAUGGUUCAACGGCACGAAACGACCCCAAUUUUAUCAAAAUCAAAAGUUUCUUGGGGAAAUUUUGUAAACUGGAGUUGGCAUUAUGCAAUUUUUAUUGCGGGGAAUACCCAAGAGCCUUGAUGUAUUUGGAGGAUUAUGUGACGGAGAAUCCGGGGGCCAUUUCGCGACAAUUAACUUUUCUAGCCGAGAUUUUCGCCCAAUUGGACGAGCCCGAUGGCGUGGCCGGCGUCACCGCCCUCCAGCCCACUGAGCCCCCCAUCGAGCAGCGCAUCCUCUCGUUGGAAGUCUCCGGGAAGCUCUCCGACGCGGCCGCUUGCUACGAACACGUCCCCCAGAUGAAGCUCCACCACCUCAAAGGCCUAAUCCGGUGCUACCUCGACUUGGACAACGUCCACACCGCCUUGCAUGUGGCCCAAGGGGCCCUAAACCGCCAACCCGAAUUCGGAAACACCCUCUUCGAGCUUCAAGCCGAGCCUUUGUGGCGUCUCGGCCAAUACGACGACCUCUCCACACUAUUAAAUCGCGAAGAAAUGACCGAAAACCCCUCAUGGGGGGUGAAAAUCGGACGAGCUUUACUCGCGUUUCAAAACCGAGAUCGUGACGCAUUUGAGGGGAUAAUCGAAGGGAUGAAGAGUCAACAAGUGGAGUUUUUGGGGGCUGCAAGUGUCGAAGAAGGGGCGUAUCAACACGGUUAUUGUUACAUUAGUCGACUUCAUGCCCUUAAUGAGUUACAACAAGUAGAAAAAAUCACGUAUAAGAUUCUUGCGAAUCGAAAUGAUGGCGAUUUUGUGCGUCACGUGAUUGAAAACUUGUCAAAAGAAUGGGAAUUGAGGAUUAAAGUCGUCCAAGAAUCGGUUAGGAUAAUUGAACCGCUUUUAUGUCUGAGGAGGGUUGCAAUCGAGCAGUCGAAACGUUUAAUUGACACUCAUGGGGUGGCUAUCCCGAUGCUCAAUUCUUUAUUAGGGGAGUGUUGGUUGUUGAGUGCACAGAUGGCUAGAUCGGCGGGGGUUCACCAACAAGGUUUCACCUAUACGUUGAAAGCCGAGGAGUAUAACCCCCCGAGCUUGUUUGUCGAAAAAAGUAAAUUGCAUUGGGGGAGGGAGGAGCAUGAACAAGCAUUGACGACACUAAGACGAGGAUUGGAAAUUUUAUUACCUGAUAAUUCGAAAGAAGCGAUUGCUGCAUUGUCAAUUGAGAAAAGGAAGAUUUGUGCUGAAGCGAAAUUGUUAAUUGCAUGUUAUAAUGAUUCUGUAUCGAAUGUCGAUACUGAUAUUAAAACGGCGAAUUAUCGGGAUGCCAGUGAGAUGUAUAAGGAGUGGGAGACAGGACUGGUAAAAUUGGCCCAGUUUUACGACCGCCGCUUCCAGAAUUACGCCCCCGAAGAGUGCGACAGCAGCAAAGGCAGCGAAAUGCAAAUCUGGAUGAUUAAUUGUUUUUGCAAAUCGUUGCGUUACGGCACUGCUUUCGUCUACCAAUCAAUGCCCAGAUUACUAUCAAUUUGGUUCGAUUACGGUACUCGACUAUUGGACAUCUCCGAUGCAAAAACCCGCGACGAACGCAAAAAUAAUCUCGUCAAAAUGACAAAACUCAUCGAUUAUGCCCUCGAGAACCUCCCAACUUACGUGUUUUUGACCGCUUUUUCCCAAAUUAUUUCACGUAUUUGCCAUCCACAGAAAGAAGUCUACGUCGAGUUGAAGUCAAUAAUAAUCAAAUUACUCCUCAAUUAUCCCCAACAAAGUCUCUGGAUGAUCAUUUCAGUGAUCAAAUCGAGUUAUAAAGUGCGUGCAAAACGCUGUGUUGAAAUUUUCAGCGAUGCGAAACUGAAAACGGCAACAAUGCAAAAACUAGUCGUUGAUUUCACGAAUUUGGCCGAAAAACUGAUCGAAUUAUGUAAUAAAAAUGUAGCACAAGAUGUGGAAACGACCACAGUUAGUGCCCUACUCCGGGCGCUUCCCCGGAUGUUGGCCAAACCGGACUUCAGCGAGAUUAUGAUCCCUACUCACAAAUUCCGGAAGUUGGUACUCCCGAAUCCGGACUUUUCCAGCACCCAACACAAUCCCUUCCCCAACCAUUACGUCCAUAUCGUGGGAAUUGAGGAGGAAGUGACCCUUUUGAGGAGUUUGCAACGUCCGAGAAAAAUCACAUUUCGGGGCUCCGACGGUAGGACUUACAUCCAAAUGUUGAAACCGAAAGAUGACCUCCGGAAAGACUUCCGGUUGAUGGAAUUCAACGAUAUUGUGAACCAACUCUUGUCACGUGAACCGGAAUCGCGUCAAAGACGCCUCAACAUACGCCUCUAUUCCGUGGCCCCCUUGAACGAGGAAUGCGGUUUGAUCGAAUGGGUCCCCAAUUUGGUGGGCCUACGGCCCAUUUUGCACAGUUUGUAUAAGCAACGUGGGGGCGCAAUGACGACGAAAGAGCUCCGCGACGCCAGUUGCAAUCUCCGUGACCCCCUUACGAAAAAACGCGAUGUUUUUACUAAAACUCUUCUGGUGAGACAUCCCCCCGUUUUGGGGGAGUGGUUCCGGAAGGCGUUUCCGGACCCCCAGAGUUGGUUCUUCGCCCGGAGUGCGUAUAUCAGGACUACGGGGGUCAUGUCCAUGGUGGGGUACAUUCUAGGGCUGGGGGACCGCCACGGGGAGAAUAUUCUUCUGGAUUCGACAUGUGGGGACACGGUUCAUGUCGAUUUUAAUUGUCUUUUUAACAAGGGGGAGAGUUUUGAGUGGCCGGAGAGGGUGCCUUUUAGGCUGACGCAGAAUAUGGUCGCGGCGAUGGGGCCUCUGGGGGUUGAAGGGGUCUUUCGGAAGUCUUGUGCUUGCACUUUGAGGGUUUUGAGAACCAAUGCUAAUACUUUAAUGUCGAUUGUGACCCCCUUUGUGUAUGAUCCGCUAGUGUCGUGGCCCCAUACUGGGGGGCAUAACACCGCAGAGAAGACAAAUGAACAAGCUUUAGAUCAUGUCAAAAACAUACAAUUGAGACUACAAGGGAUUAUUGUGAAGACUAAAGACCGCUCCUUAUCAAUUCCCUUAUCAGUUGAUGGGCAAACAAAUAGUUUGAUAAAUGAAGCGAUGAGUAUUGAUAAUUUGUGCCAAAUGUACAUAGGAUGGGGGCCUUAUCUCUAAUUUAUUUUAGAACUAAUUUAAUUUUUACAUAAUUAUGAAAUGUUUUUUGUAAAUCAA